Messenger RNA from Diachasma alloeum, 828 nucleotides. RefSeq lists its product as uncharacterized. The transcript is spliced from 3 exons. NCBI's taxonomy places the organism in Eukaryota, Metazoa, Arthropoda, Insecta, Hymenoptera, Braconidae. The record is from RefSeq and is a predicted model, not a curated record. The coding region runs from base 92 to 646 and encodes 184 amino acids.
UUGACAGUCUGAUAACGCUCACCAGAAACCGAGGCUCAGUAUAUCGUGCGCAACCGAACAAUUCCCCAUAAAACAGGAUUUUCACUAUUUUAUGAUAUUCCCAGUGAAUACCACAGGUGUCUGUAUGAGAUUUGACAAGUUGGAGAAGCUCGAGGUGGUGAUAAACAGGAUCGAAGAUUUUUUGGCGAAGGGAAGUGUCGACCUCGACUUCAAGAUUAAGAAGUUUACGAAGAGAGAAAUUUACGAACUGAUCUUCGAUCGUUGUGACGGGUGUUGCAAAAUGGCUGCUGUACCUCAGGGUGCUUUCGCCGUCCGUAAAGUGCGAGAAACUCACGAACGGAAUAUUUUAUUUGUGAAAAUGGAGAAGAAGGAAGGCGAUGACCGAGAUCACCGCGGCGGUGGCUUCAAGAAGAACUUGACGGAAGGUCGUGAGCUGACUCCUCUAAAGUACAACAGUAAAUUAAUGAACAGCAUUUGGGGACUUUACAACCGUUACUCAGUUCAUAAUUUCAAGAAGAAUACUGAUCCCGAGGGUGACGUUGAGGCGACGGUGUUCACGGCGGCCUGGGGAAGUUUUUUCGAGCGUGAAACUUCUGCAGCCGCGACUUCAGCCGAAGUCGUGGCCAAUGCCGCCGCGAAACACUGACGAGGUGAUGAGUCAUCACCGAAUUUCAUUAGUUGAAAAACUAAUGAGGACAUGGAGGAGACGAGGGCAGUGCGUGGGAUCAAUAGCAUCGGAAUAUUGGAAUUUCUGUAUUUUGCGAUUGUUAUCGGACCUGCUCGAUGCACCUUGUCACAUGUGAUAAUAAAUUUUGAUAAAAACAGGAA